AUGGCCCCUACAGACGAGAUCACUGAGCGUGAGGCUCUCACUUCUCGGGUCGUCCCCUCCAUGGUGUUCAGUGACGGCAGUCCUUCGUCGAUGACAGCUGCUCCUAAGGUCCCAGUCGAGAGUGACCCUUCAGUCGGGGCUCAAAAACGCUUUUCUGUCCGGGGCAACGCAGUUGUCACCGGGGGUGCUGGUACUCUAGGUCUCCGAUCCUGUGACGCCCUCCUCGAACAUGGGCUGGAAGGCCUCAUGAUCCUUGAUAUCAACCCGGCCAAUUCACAGAAUGAGAUCGCCCAAAUGCAGUCAAAAUUCCCGCAUGCUAAGAUUAGCACUCAGAAGGUCGACGUUACCGAUGAAGAAAGCGUUCGUAUUGCAAUGGAGGAGACUGUCAAAGAGCUUGGAUCUAUUGAUACACUUGUUUCGUUUGUUGGUGUGGUAGGAUGUGUUGAUAGUCUUGAUAUGCCCAUCGCGCAAUGGCGGAGAAUCCUCGACAUCAACACCACAGGCUCAUUUAUUUGCGCUCAGGCGGCGGCUCGACACAUGGUGAAGCAAGGAACGGGCGGUUCGAUUACAUUUGUGGCAUCGAUUUCCGCGCAUCGCGUCAAUUAUCCUCAGCCUCAGGUUGCGUACAAUGUCAGCAAAUCAGCACUCCUGAUGCUUAAGAGCUGUCUGGCUGCUGAAUGGGCUAGGUAUGGUAUUCGGACCAACACUGUUAGCCCGGGGUAUAUGGACACAAUUCUAAACGAAGGCGAUGGUAUUGCUGAGCAUCGGCGUAUUUGGGCUGAACGGAAUCCUAGUGGUAGAAUGGGAAGUCCAUCGGAAUUGACAGGCACGAUUGUCUUACUUGCCAGCAGUGCUGGCUCAUACAUAAACGGUGCGGAUAUUGUCGUUGACGGGGGUGCCAUUGUGCUUUAA
Messenger RNA from Penicillium longicatenatum, 912 nucleotides. RefSeq names its product oxidoreductase, short chain dehydrogenase/reductase family. The transcript has a single exon. Lineage: Eukaryota; Fungi; Ascomycota; Eurotiomycetes; Eurotiales; Aspergillaceae. Gene Ontology annotation, cellular component: intracellular anatomical structure. Gene Ontology annotation, molecular function: oxidoreductase activity, acting on NAD(P)H, oxygen as acceptor. Bases 1 to 912 code for a protein of 303 amino acids. The record is from RefSeq and is a predicted model, not a curated record.